CGGUAAGCAAAGUGUAAGCAACUGCCACGUUGACAAGCUAAAUUACUGCUUUCUUCCGCUUGAUCUAUGCAACACAUGUCUCGUUUCAAGCUCGUCUUUUUCGCCCCAGUGCGUGACACGUCUAGGAUCCUGAACCACCUCUUUUCGAAGUAUCCCCAGACCGUAGGGAAAAUAGGGCAAUAUGAGAGCUGCGCGUUCCUCUCGCGCGGUACGGGCCAGUUCCGCCCAGGGCCUGAGGCCAACCCUGCGAUUGGCAAGCGGGGCGAACUCGAGUUUGUCGAAGAGAAUCGGGUAGAGGUCAUUGUGAACGAUAAGGGUGAGAAUGAAGAGAUACGGGGUGCAAUAAAGGAGCUGAAAGCUGUAAGUAGCUAUACAACGCUGGUUAACUUGGGUCCGUCAAUGUCGAUUCCCAUGGUCAGGUUCAUCCGUACGAAGAAGUCGCAUAUGAUGUUUACCGCCUUGCAAACUUGUAAAACAUGCCUAUACCGUCUAUGCACAAACUCUCGUCUUGCGUGGAGCGAUAGCUACCCGGUUCGUACUGGAGCGAGGUAGCCAUUUCGACGUUGAUUGCAGGUCACAUCAGGCGCGGCCGGUCUUGUCAACUAUUGAACUGGGGUAUCUGAUGAGCCAUAUUUCUUCAUGCAGUUCGAGAACAGUGCUGCCUCUCGUCUUCUUUAUCUGACAGAUGCGGAGUAAUACGCAAGACAAGAGUGGUAUCAAUGUGCACUACGUGAGCAU
Phanerochaete carnosa HHB-10118-sp is the source of this 738-nucleotide messenger RNA. RefSeq lists its product as uncharacterized. The record is from RefSeq and is a predicted model, not a curated record. Lineage: Eukaryota; Fungi; Basidiomycota; Agaricomycetes; Polyporales; Phanerochaetaceae. The transcript has a single exon. Bases 76 to 552 code for a protein of 158 amino acids.